Serpula lacrymans var. lacrymans S7.9 is the source of this 5225-nucleotide messenger RNA. RefSeq lists its product as uncharacterized. Bases 1 to 3228 code for a protein of 1075 amino acids. Gene Ontology annotation, molecular function: actin filament binding; phosphatidylinositol-3,4-bisphosphate binding; clathrin-cargo adaptor activity. Gene Ontology annotation, biological process: endocytosis; clathrin coat assembly; actin filament organization. Gene Ontology annotation, cellular component: clathrin-coated vesicle; actin cortical patch. NCBI's taxonomy places the organism in Eukaryota, Fungi, Basidiomycota, Agaricomycetes, Boletales, Serpulaceae. The transcript is spliced from 12 exons. The record is from RefSeq and is a predicted model, not a curated record.
AUGUAUGUUAUCCACAAGUCUCGCCGGACUCGCGCAACUGGCUUCGACGUGGAUGGUGACGAAGUACACUACCCAACCCGACCGGUCGACAAAGACAAGGCCGAGCAAGAGCUUGUGGUCAACAUCAAGAAAGCUACAAGUGCUGAUGAGAGUGCCCCCAAACAGAAACAUGUCCGGAAAUGUAUUGUUUAUACAUGGGAUUACCACAGCUCGAUAUCAUUUUGGAGCGGCCUACGAGUACAACCUAUCCUCUCAGAUGAAGUUCAGACCUUCAAGGCCCUCAUAACGGUCCACAAGGUUCUACAAGAAGGGCACCCUGUGACGAUCAAGGAAGCUCAUGGUCAAACUAGUUGGCUUGAAACUUGUGCACGAACAGUUGGAACUGAUGGCGGUCGAGGUUAUGGCUCGUUAAUUAGAACAUAUGUCCAGUUCAUAUUGGCUAAACUUCGAUUCCACCGUCUGCGACCAGAGUUCAAUGGUUUAUUCGAGUACGAGGAAUAUAUAUCGCUCAAGGGUAUCGAUGAUCCCAACGAAGGCUACGAAACCAUUUCAGAUCUUAUGAGCCUGCAAGACCAAAUUGAAUCUUUCCAAAGGAUGGUAUUUGCUCACUUCAGGCAUUCGGCCAACAACGAAUGUCGCAUAUCUGCGUUGGUCCCACUGGUAAAGGAGAGCUGGGGCAUAUACAGAUUCAUUACCAGCAUGUUGCGCGCUAUGCAUAGAAGGACAAACUCUAUCGAUGCGUUGGAGCCUUUACGAGAACGUUACACUGCGCAACACUACAGCCUCAGGAAGUUUUACUACGAAUGCUCUAAUCUUAAAUAUCUGACUGGUCUAAUUAACGUACCAAAAUUGGGCCAAGAUCCUCCAAACUUGAUGGACAACGGAGAUGCACCAGAUCUGCCAGCUCGCCCUAAAACAGCUGUUCGAUCCCCUUCACCUCCUCCCGCCGCUCCUUCGCCAGAUGCUGCCGCCGUUAACGAGCAAGCACGUAUGUUAAAACAAUAUGAAGAGCAACAAGCUGCCUUACAAGCCCAAAGAGAUGCCGAGGAGCGGCGACGACUAGAAUUGGAAGCAGCGCAACAACGUGAAUUUGAGCUGCGGCAGCAACAGCAGGCAGAGCAGCAACGAUUGGCUCAAGAACAGCUUAUGCACGCGCAGAUGGCACAGUAUAACAACCAAGCCGCUCAGCAAGCUAGUGAACUAGAAAGAGAAAUGCUUGCCAUGAGAGGGCAGUAUGAACGUGACCAACUGUUGUUGGAGCAAUACGAUCGAAGAGUCAAAGCUUUGGAAGGCGAGUUGGGUGGAGUAACCGUAACUGUCAACGCCCAGCUGGCAUCCAAGGACGACCUGAUAAAACAGCUUCAAGAUCAAGUUACACUGUGGAGAAAUAAGUACGAGGCAUUGGCGAAACUCUACAGUCAACUACGUACAGAACAUUUGGAUAUGCUUUCAAAAUUCAAACAAAUGCAGCUCAAGGCUAGUUCAGCGCAGGAAGCCGUGGACCGUAUGGAACGCAUGGAGCGUGAUUUGAAGGCCAAGAACCUUGAACUCGCAGACAUGAUCCGUGAGCGUGAUAGGGCCCGAUUCGACGUAGACCGUCAAAAAGCGACACACAAGGACGAUAUAGAUAGACUCCGUCGUGAACUGAGCUUUGCGAACGAACGUGCUGAAGAUGCUUCCCGGUCAAAGAGCUCCGAAGUAUCUGGUGUUAUGGGCAAGUACAACCGUCAGCUAUCUGAACUCGAGGAUUCGUUGAGGAGUAAGCAAAUACAGAUCGACGAUUUGCUUGUGAGACUGGACAAUGCCAGCGGAGAUUUGGACAGGCUGAGGGACGAGAAAGACCAAGAGAUUAUGAUUUUGCAGGAGGGUAUGGACAGCACGAUUCAACAGCUAUCAGAGACACGUCAGACCCAAGGUAUCAGUGAGGAAGCUACAAACGCCCAAAUCGAUACUCUCAUCCUUGACAAUCGUAAGAAGUUGAAUGAGAUCAUCGAUUCUAUUCUACAGGCAUGCGUCCAGAAAGUGGAUGAUGCUAUCUACGAGCUCGAGUCUCCCUCUCAAGCUGGAAACCCUAACUCAACCCCAGAAUAUACUUUGUCAAUGAUCGAGAAAGCCAUCAAUAACGCUACUGAUUUUGCGAUGGUCUUCAACCUUCAUCUUGGCGGAGAUGUCGGCGGCGAUCAUGUUGAUGUUAUCAAGGGUGCCAAUGAAUUCGCGCAGGUGUUAUCGGACGUGUUGAUCAACUCAAAAGGGAUCACCCGUCUGGCCGAUGACGAUGACAAGUCUGACAAGAUCGUCGCUGUUGCAAAGACAGCCGGUGACGUCGGUCUUCGCUUUUUCCUCAACCUCCAAUCAUAUAAACUCGACCUCCUACAACCAUCACAGAGGAAAGAUGUGUCGAUGCGUAACAACAGCGAAGUGCGGGGGGCACUCACCAAGCUAUCUGAAGUCGUCGAUGGCCUCGUUCCAAAAGGUACCAAGGGUGGUGCACUCGCACGAGCAAAUGGUAACAUUGGCGACAUCGUCGAGCAAGAAAUGUUGGGCGCUGCACAAGCCAUCGAAGCCGCUACUCAGCGUCUGCAGCAGCUCAUGUCUCGUCCCCGCGACUCAUCGAGAUUCAGCGCCAUCGAUUUACAAGUCCACGACUCUAUCUUGUCUGCGGCAAUGGCAAUCACAAAUGCCAUUGCUCGCCUCAUCCAAGCGGCUACUGAUUCGCAAAAGGAGAUUGUUGCUCAAGGGAAAGGCUCAAGUUCGGUCCAACAAUUCUAUAAACGGAACAACAGGUGGACAGAGGGUCUCAUCUCUGCAGCGAAAUCUGUUGCAUUUGCGACCAAUCUUCUUAUUGAAAGUGCCGACGGUGUCUUGUCAGGAACUCACUCGUUAGAACAGCUCAUCGUUGCUUCUAACGAAGUUGCCGGAGCUACAGCCCAACUAGUUGCUGCAUCUCGUGUCAAGGCAAACUUGAUGUCCAAGACGCAAGAGCGCCUAGAACUUGCUGCAAAAGCUGUCACCGAAGCAUGCAAAGCUUUGGUCAAACAUGUCAAGGCUCUUUCUUCCAAGCAAGUGGAUGAUGAUGUGGAUUACAAGAAUAUGGCGGUGAUGGAAUUCAAGAGGCGCGAGAUGGAACAGCAGGUUGAUAUUCUGAAGCUCGAAAAGGAAUUGGGCGCUGCAAGGCAUCGCCUUGGUGCAAUGAGACGAGCCGGUUAUCAUACUGACGAAACAGAUUAAAUUUGGGAGAUAUUACCAGACGUUUUGACUACCGUUUCAUGAAGUUUUAUGUUGAUGCAUUCGCAUGUAAUUUUUUUGUUUACAAUUUUGGAUUUCUUUCCUUUCAAGUUGCUUGUGAUUACUGCAGGGACUUUCAUCGUUAAGUGGAGCAUUCAGCGUUAAGUGGAGCAAUAAGGAGCAAAGGCGUUGUAAGAUUGGAGGGAGAGUAACACGGACAUGAGUAGUUACUAUUAAAACAAACACGAAGAAAGGAGCGUUUACGAUGCUCUACUGUGACUAUAAUACUAAGAUAUGAAUACUAAAAAACAUAUGAAUUAAAAGUGAGGUCAGUAAUGAAAACCUGCAGUAAGUAGCAAGUAUUAAGGGGUCAAUUAAUCUUCGUCGCCGAAAUCUCGAUUGGUGUCUAAAGAGUCCCGCCCAUCCAUGUCAAGGAAACUACUAUCUUGAGGUGAUGACGGUAUAUGGUCCGUUAUCUCAAGGAAAGAUGGCUUCCGGAUCAUAAACUUGUGGGGUGCUGUCGUUACCACCCCCACUGAACUCCUAACAAUAUUUUUGCGCGGAGGAGGCGAUAGUGGGACGAUGGGCACAUUACUAGAGCGAUUGUCGCCGUUCGCUCCCACAUUACUCCCGUUAGAAGCCUGCGGCCUGAGCCGAGGCCGCGGUGGUGGUGGAAGACCGAUAGCAGGAAACUGGGCGGAUUGAAUAGACAAGGAAGCGGAGCCGAAAGUGGGAGAUACCGGAGAAAACUCUGUGCUCCCCUGUGCAGUCGACGGCCUUAACGCAAGCCGUUGGGGAGGGGAUUGUCCUUUCAGAAUCAUGGAUGCACUGCGGGAAGGAGUUAUACGGGGCAAGGGGGGCAUGAGAGAAUCGAGGGCUUCCUUCUCCUGUGUCGUCAGCAUUGGCGUCGAAGAAGACGCAAAUGACUGUCCGCGUGAGCGAGUUCUUAAAGUAUCGCCAUAUUUGGUCUCGAAUUCGCUCUGAACGCUCGCCUCGACUUUAAGCAUCUCGGCAGGGGACAUUAUGUGCUGCGGAGUGUAUUCUACCGUCGACGUUGUGGGACUAGGGCAUCGCGCUUCGGAUAUUGUGUCGUCGUUUAUGGAAGGGGCAAAAGAGCUCAAGGAAGUGACUCCAUGUCCUACCUCGCUCUCUGUGGGCAAGCUAAAAACAGAUCGCAAGUCCUCGUCCGCGCUCACGCUUGCUGAGGGUCGUCGUACACUCGAUCCUGAAAAUAAACGUCUUCGUACUGUAAACGGAGGUGCCGUGGCACUCCCUCGCCGCUGCUGUUCUGCAAUAACAGGAGACUCAGCGGGUGAAAGGGGAGAAGCAGGCGUCGGAGUGCACGAAUUGGCAUGGCGAAGAGGAGGUACAGGAGGUGCAGGAAAUCGAGGUUGGUGGAACGACCGCUGCUUUCGCAUAACCGUCUCUUUACCCACUACCUUGAGUUGAUCCAACGGAGGAACAAGUGUAGGCGUACUGCCUCCAUAUGGAUUGCCCUUGGUGAGAGACUGAUGCGAGACUGCUUUUUUCAGAUUAUGAUGGAUCGAACUCGACAAUGCGGCUUUAGAGUGUGGUGCGAAGAUGUCGGCUAUUCGACCAUGAUCAGCCCCCUUAUGUGGUCUGCGUAUGGUCGCAAAGUCACGAUCUAACGCGAGUUGCCGAUCCUUCUUCGACUUGUGACGAGGGCUGUAGUACCCCUCGUCGUUAUCGUCGUCGUCACCUUCUUCACCAAAGUCUGGUACAGAAGACUUUGACGACGCAAAUGAUAUGCUUGACGACGAUGAUUCAGAAUCAGUAGUCCUUGCUGAAGACGGGUCCUGAUCAUCCGAUGCACCCUCUUUAGGAGGUGGAGGUAAAUCAUGAGCAGGUGGCGCAGAAGGCGGGAGAGUAACAACACGAGAAACGGAAGCCUGGCGACUGAGAGUGCGAGGGCGGGAAGUAGGCAGGGCGGGAGGGACGAAUGAUGCUGGAGCCGUACUCUGACGUGUAUUUUCAAUAGU